ACCUUGCGAUUUGUGGCAAUCACUUUUCAUGGUUAGCCCUGACGAUGGUGGACCAUUAGACUAGAUAUGUGCUUUUCAAUCAUCAUGGCCUUCAAAAUAUGGUACGAAACGUAAGGCAGUGGAAAGGCAACUUUUUGUUAUCCUUCACGUCUUGGAGUACCGUCCCGCGAGGAGGACGCACGAGCAGCAGCAAGUGGCGGCCGCGGGACCUGUCGCUCCAACACGCCCCUCGGACCUCUCCGCCGCGGCCUGUGGCGCCCCUGGGCGGCGCCUGAGCCAUUACUAGUACAGCAGGAGGCCCGCCACCAGAUCGGAAAGAAUGGAGUCAGUGCUGAACAGGCUGCGCUCCAGCAUGAGCAGCGCAGCCACCAGUGCUGUGUCCAAUGCUGUGCAGAUUGCCUCUCAGGUCUCCAACUACUUACCGGGCAACCCUGUCACUCGAGAGUUUGAGGCCACUGCCCAUGUUGCAUCAGCUGGCCAAGGCUUGGUGUGGAAGGUUUACAAGGGCCACAAGAAGUCAACGCGGCAGGAAGCAGCGAUCUUUGUGUUUGAGAAGCGCAUCCUUGACCGAUGGGAUAAGCAAGAGCGAGAGGCCAUGCUGGACCGCCUCAGAAAAGGAGUGUCACAGCUCACUAGGCUCAGGCAUCCACAGGUGUUGACAGUACAGCACCCCCUGGAGGAGUCCAGGGAUUCCCUUGCCUUUGCUACUGAACCAGUGUUUGCUUCUCUGGCCAAUGUCCUUGGCCAUACAGACAGCGCCCCUUCCCCACUCCCUCCACAGCUUCGUGACUACAAACUUUAUGACGUCGAGAUCAAGUACGGCCUCAUGCAGGUGAGUGAGGGGCUGUCAUUCCUGCACAACUCUGUCAAGAUGGUUCACCGCAACAUUUGUCCUGAGAACAUUGUGCUCAACCACCAAGGUGCUUGGAAACUCUUUGGUUUUGACUUCUGUGUCGCCAACCAGUCUCCACCGGAUCAGCAGCCUUUUUGGCCCUUUGAGGAAUAUGAUCCCAACCGCCAAACCAUCUGUCAGCCUACCCUGGACUACCUGGCUCCAGAGUAUGCCCUCACCCACACCCUUGACCCUGCAGCUGACCUCUUUUCUUUGGGGGUGGUGACUUAUGCUCUCUUCAAUAGUGGACGACCUGUCUUCCAAAACCAUCAAGACUUUGCCACAUUUAAGAGGAACUGCUGUGAGUUGAAAAAUACCAACACACUGCAGUUGUCUAGCAUCCCUGAGGGGGUGAGGGAAGAGGUGAGGCUGCUUCUGCAUGCAACGCCACAGCUGCGCCCUGAUGCUCUACAAUUCUCCAAGAUCUCCUACUUUGAGGAUGUGGGUGUCAAGACUCUGAGUUACCUGGACCAGAUGUUUCAGUGGGAUAAUAUGCAGAAGUCUCAGUUUUACAAGAGUCUUCCUCAAAUCAUUCCUCAGCUUCCUCACCAUGUCUGUGUUCUCAGAGUGGUGCCAACCUUGAUGCGGGAGUGUGUCAACACUACCAUGGUGCCCUUUGUGCUGCCAGUGAUUCUGCUGGUGGCUGAACGAGCCUCUCGGGAGGAAUUUAUUGAGCACAUUCUGCCUCACUUGAAACCUAUCAUGAAGAUGACUGACCCAGUGCAGAUCAUGCUACAGCUGAUGCAGAAGAUGGAACUCCUGCUAGGUAAGACGCCAGCAGAUGAUGUACGAGGUGAUGUGCUUCCACUCCUCUACCGGGCACUGGAGUGUGACACACAGCAGAUCCAGGAGUUGUGCCUCAGUGUCAUUCCUUCUUGUGCCCAACUGGUGGAGAGCCAUGCCAUGAAAAAUGCUCUCCUUCCCAAGAUCAAGAAGCUGUGCCUUGCAACUGGAUACCUCUCGGUGCGUGUGAACUGCCUGGUGUGUGUGGGUAAGAUCCUUGAGCACUUGGACCGGUGGCUGGUGAUGGAUGACAUCUUCCCAUUCCUGGAGCAGAUCCCUUCCAGGGAGUCCCCAGUCAUCAUGGCCAUUGUGGGAAUUUUCAAGGUUGCCUUGACCCACAAGAAGCUGGGCAUAAGCAAAGAAGUGUUGGCCACCAAAGUGUUGCCUUUCCUGUUUCCACUGAGCAUUGAGAACUCCCUCACCCCCACACAACACUCCACCAUCAUGGCCCUCAUAAAGGAAAUGACAGAAAAGGUGGAGACAGAACACAGAGUGAAACUUGAACAGCUCAGCUCCAUCAAGGAUGAACAGAAGGCAUUACAGAUGGCAAUGCCUACUAGUUUGGCCUCAAGCUCAGCAGUUCCAGGAACAGCACCAACAGCCAACACUCCCACUACUGCCAAUGGGUCAGCAGUUACCCCUGCUGAGGCUGCCACUGACCUGUUUGCUGGUCUUGGCUUAAACCAUUUCGGAGGGGGAGGGGGGAUGUCUGCCCCACAAAAGCCUCCUCAGGUUACAGCUCCCUCAGCAACAACAUCAAAACCCAACAGCAUAACUCAGCAGUCCAAGACAGAUGUUACUUCAACCAGUGGUUCCCUCAGCCUGCAGGAUAAACACCGAAUGAUGAAGGAGCAAGGUCUCCGUAAGCAGCCUCCACUUCUUCCAUCCCCACCACCACCAUCUUCCACCAUCACUAGAAAUACACAGUCUUCCUCCUCCUCUUUCACCUCCUCUUCCUCUUCCUCCACUCAGUCCUCAUCUUUCACCAACUCCCUCAUCACUUCCAAUCUCAGCAUGAUAGCCAGUCCCACAGGCCCACCUCAGCAGCCUGGACAGAUGACUGGGUUGGGGAACACAGGGUUAAGUUAUGGCAUGAGACCCAGUCUGCCACAACAACAGCAACAACAACCUUUCAGAGCCAUGAAUGCCUGGGGGGCCUCUCCCACACAACCUCAGUCCUGGGCCUCCCCUAUGCCAGCACAGCAGCAGCAACACCAACAACCUGCACCACUGAAUAUGGGAGCAUUUGACAACCUCCUUCCUUCCCAACCCAGGCCACCAAGUUUGAACCAAAUGGCCUCCCCCACCAUGAUGACCCCCAUGAGGCCCAUGUCUAUGGUGUCCGCACCUGCUCCUGUCCGCCCACUCACGUCGUCGGAUAUCAAUGAUCUACUCAGUUGAGAUCUCGCAGUUUUAUAUAAUUCUUUUUUUACACACUUCAACGUUUCAGGUUUUAUAAUUGGAUUUAUUGUGGCAUAUAGCUGCCUACAGGACUGUACAUAUAUACUACACUGCUUUGGACUAUUUGUUGGUUGUUUAAUGUACUUACACUGAAAAUAUUAUGUUGGUACAUUAUAAUUAUGCAUUGCAAGUCUCUAGUCACAGUGCCAGUUAAAGUAGGCAAGAUUUUGCAGUGCGACUUAAUCUCUGGUCAGAAAGCAAGUGAUAAGUGAAAAUGUAUCUGAACCCCCAACAUGAAGAACUCUUAUGCACUUCCUUGUGAUGAUGUUAAUAUGAUACUGUGGUAUGCAGCUCACUGCAUCCACCAUGUUCCAAGUCAAGUGAUCUGAGAUUACACAAUAAAAGCAUUCCAAGUGUU
Messenger RNA from Eriocheir sinensis (Chinese mitten crab), 3494 nucleotides. RefSeq names its product SCY1-like protein 2. Gene Ontology annotation, biological process: protein phosphorylation. The transcript has 15 exons. The coding region runs from base 320 to 3076 and encodes 918 amino acids. Gene Ontology annotation, molecular function: ATP binding; protein kinase activity. The record is from RefSeq and is a predicted model, not a curated record. NCBI's taxonomy places the organism in Eukaryota, Metazoa, Arthropoda, Malacostraca, Decapoda, Varunidae.